Messenger RNA from Nematostella vectensis (starlet sea anemone), 1443 nucleotides. RefSeq names its product trace amine-associated receptor 7f. Lineage: Eukaryota; Metazoa; Cnidaria; Anthozoa; Actiniaria; Edwardsiidae. Gene Ontology annotation, molecular function: G protein-coupled receptor activity. The coding region runs from base 412 to 1425 and encodes 337 amino acids. The transcript has a single exon. Gene Ontology annotation, biological process: G protein-coupled receptor signaling pathway. Gene Ontology annotation, cellular component: membrane. The record is from RefSeq and is a predicted model, not a curated record.
UAUUUUUACCGCUUUCCGGUCUCACCAACAUCACACCGUUUAGGGCUGAUGAUUUGACUUUGAUAUCACAUUUCCUUGCAGUUUACAUGAUUGCUCUUUGACAUUCGCAUAGCGUGAGCUUGAACUAAUUAUCCCAGAGAAAAGAAUUUGCUCCCCUAUAAGCGAAAUCCCCCGGAUUGCAUUGCGGAAAAAGAAGAUUCAAGUAAGCGUCUCCGCAUGAUUGGACUUAUUUAAGAGAUUGGAAGCGAGACAUGAGAGGAAACCAAGGGGCCAUGAGAAAUUAGUCAACGUGAACUAAGACUAACCCCUGCCUGGAUCAUAUCCAAACGUAAAACCGCGACAGAUACCAAGAGCUGAUAUGCAAAACAAGUGAAAGGUUGUUAAGAAAUACCGACUUUGAUAAGGGAGAAAAUGGUCGAGUCUUGUGAUCUCAUAGAAACAAGUCUGCGAUAUGUAAGUUUCUUGAGGCAAGUCUAUAUCGCGAAUUGUGCGCUCAACGCCAUCUUUGCGGUGACAGCAAUUACGGGUAACCUUUUAGUUCUGUUUUCAAUUUGGAAAUGUCGUCUCUUAAGCGAGCCCUCGUAUUUCUUGCUCGGAGUGCUGGCCCUGACGGACCUAGCAGUCGGGAUAAUUGUCCAGCCGCUCUAUGUACUUUAUAAGACCUCAGAGAUCCUCGGUAUGGCAAGUAUUACUUGUGUCACUGGCGUCGCAACUAAUAUCUUCGGGAAUUUGUUCUCUGGGAUGUCCUUUCUGACUGUCACGUUCAUCUGGGUGGAUCGGUAUUUGGCGUUACACUUGCACUUGCGUUACAAAGCUAUGGUCACGUCAUCCAUGUACUCAAAAGUCAUCACAGGAUUAUUCAUGGUACUCUGUCUGUUUGUUUCGUUCUAUCCAUGGAAGAUUGGCGUCGCAAUUAUUUUCAGCAUCAUCAUCGUUCCAGUCUGUCUCAUAACGUCGACUGUUGCUUACUGUAAAAUAUUCGGUAUUUUACGAAGACAUGUGAAUGUUAUCCACAGCGAAGCAAACCUUGGGGAAAUAACGGACAACGCUCGCGCUGAAAGCGUUCUAAAGUAUCGCAAAUCUGUGCUUGGAAUCGUCUACGUCCAAGUGUUUUUUCUUGUGUGCUAUACGCCGUAUUUCGUGGCACUUGUCAUCCGGACGAUCUUAGGCGUGUCACCAGAAUGGAAGCUAGCCUGGAAUAUAACGACUACGGUUAUCUAUAUCAACUCCUCUAUGAAUCCGUGUUUGUUUUGUUGGAGAAUGAAAGAUAUCAGAUCAGCUGUUAUAAAAACGGUUAAAGGUUUUCGUGGACCCAGAGAUAGAAGUGAAUCGAGAAUUUCUCGCAUUUCCCCUAGAGACUCUAGAAGUAAUACACUGAACCCAGAAUACGUAAAAACCAAACAUGAUAACCAAGCCCAAACAUGAUAACCAAGCCCUAUUGGC